Messenger RNA from Babjeviella inositovora NRRL Y-12698, 348 nucleotides. RefSeq names its product Sen15p (gene SEN15). Gene Ontology annotation, molecular function: nucleic acid binding. NCBI's taxonomy places the organism in Eukaryota, Fungi, Ascomycota, Pichiomycetes, Serinales. Gene Ontology annotation, biological process: tRNA splicing, via endonucleolytic cleavage and ligation; tRNA-type intron splice site recognition and cleavage. The coding region runs from base 1 to 348 and encodes 115 amino acids. The record is from RefSeq and is a predicted model, not a curated record. Gene Ontology annotation, cellular component: tRNA-intron endonuclease complex. The transcript has a single exon.
AUGACGUCUCUCGCUGAAAUUGUCGCCACCAACCUCGUGCACUACAACUUGUGGACCGCCGUGGAGGAUGUUGUCCUAUCCAGCCGAACCGUAUUGUGCGGCGCUCCUCCUCCCACUUCAGUAAUAGCCACGGAUUCCUCCACCGUGUUGAGUGACCAGGAAUACGUCUUGCCCUUGCUUGUGAGUGAAAAGUUAACCUUGGCGACCCUUGAUGGGAUCUUUCGCGAAAUUGCCGAGCGGAGGGCGGGGGUGCGGCCGGAGAAGGUGAUCGGCGGGAUCCUCAACACCGACGGUACCGUCGUGUAUUACUUCAUCUGGGAUGGAGUUGCCAAGCCGAGAAAGAAUUAA